This is a messenger RNA of Aureobasidium melanogenum CBS 110374, 1467 nucleotides long. RefSeq lists its product as uncharacterized. Gene Ontology annotation, cellular component: nucleus. The coding region runs from base 1 to 1467 and encodes 488 amino acids. Lineage: Eukaryota; Fungi; Ascomycota; Dothideomycetes; Dothideales; Saccotheciaceae. The transcript has a single exon. The record is from RefSeq and is a predicted model, not a curated record.
AUGCAGCGAUCAUACAGGUGCCCUUGCUCUGUGCGAGCUCUGGAGGCAUUCGUCAGAGAUGUCGCUGGCCUCGAAAUCCGCCAGAGACGAAACAACAUCAGCUUUAGGAACCUGAGCACACGGUCAGCACUACAGAUUCGACACUCGUCACCCCGAUUCCUUCCUUCUCAAGCGCAUAGUCUUGCUAGCUCUGUCGAUGAUGCUUUUGUUCCCUUUGAGACUGCGACCGACGAGAGUUCAUCGAACACGUCACAUUCGAACAAUAUUCAGGAAAAACCCGAGCCUUUCGAUCCGGAUCAAGAGCCUGGGAGCUUAGAAGACUUUGAGCCAGAAAUCACUAUACAUGAAGAGCAGGCGCAGACCACGGCCGACCCGAUCGUUAGAGAUGCGCGCAUACAGCAAUCAGACCUAAAAGAUCGAGAUCAAGCGAUCGAUGCUAUAUUCUUCCCAGACUUAAUAGCACAACCCGAGUCCAAGCCUAAUGUUUUAGAUUCGCUCAAUCAGAGACUCGGUAUUUUCUCUGCUCCAGUACCGAAACAGCAAUAUCCUGGCAAAAAUGCACGCAAGAAGGCAAGAAGAGCAGCGGAAGCAGGCGAGAUACAAACCAUUCCACCGACACAGACAACUCAGGAUUCAGAUACUACAAUUCUGUCAGAGGUGUCCCCUAAGGCUGUCGCAAAAGCGAAAGCAAAAGAAGACAGAAAGGCAAAAAGGGCAGCUCUAAGGCAAGAGGUUCAAGCGGCCAUCCUGGAACAAGCAGUCCAAGACCAAGAGGCCGCCGAUGUCGCCUCAUUGAUCGCAUCGGCGACACGACCUAAACCCAUUUCUCAAGCAAAAGCCGACAAGAUAGCUCUAGCAAUAAAAGCUAGAAAAGCGGAAGAAAAGGCGGCAAAAAAGGCCGCAGUCGAAAAACUCGUCCAAGAGCAAGCAGCAGCUAAACAAGCAAAAAAGGAGCGUAAUCGCAAUUCAGACCGCUGGAAAGUACAAAAGGCAGCCCUGGAAGAGAAAUUUGGAGAGCAGAGUUGGAACCCUAGAAAGCGGAUCUCUCCAGAUGCGUUGGCUGGUAUCAGAGCUAUGCACGCCAAGUCACCAGAGAUGUUUAGCACAGCUGUUUUGGCUGAGCACUUCAAGGUCACGCCAGAGGCUAUUCGAAGGAUCCUGAAGAGUAAAUGGCAGCCUACCGAGGAGGAGGCAGAAGAAAGGAGGGAAAGAUGGGAGAAAAGAGGCGAGAGGAAAUGGUCAGAGAUGGCCGAGCAAGGUCUCAAGCCUCCAAAGAAGUGGAGAGAAAGGGGUGUAGGAAAGGUUGGCCCAGGAGAAGUACCACCAUGGAAGCAACCUGGAAAGGCUGGCGAACGUUGGAUUCAAAGCACGGAUGCGGACAGGUUCGUUAUGGCUGGUGAGCAGAUGGCUGAGGAAGAGUACGACGAGUUCGAAGCAGAAGACAGCAUCGCAUCCAGGAUCCUCUAA